AUGGAUUCAUUCCCUCCUCGUCAACUUUACUAUGGCGGUAAGGUGCAAGCCGCCUCAUCGGGAAAAACCUUCCAAACUAUGAAUCCCGCCACUGCCACCCCUCUAGCCGAUAUCCAAAUCGCUUCUAAUGCCGAUACCGAUGCUGCCAUUGCCUCGGCAGAGCGAGCUUUCCCUGCUUGGUCGCAGAUGCCUGCAAUUGCUCGCGCUCGCAUUCUACAGAAAGCCGCGAACUUGCUCCGUGAGAAAAAUGAUGAGAUCGCGCGCGUCGAGACCUUGGAUUCCGGCAAGGCGUACACAGAGACCAGCACAGUGGAUGUGGUGACUGGAGCUGAUGUAUUGGAGUACUAUGCUAAUUUCAUUGGUGGUGGUGGAUUGAACGGAGAGACUACCCAGUUGCGAGAGGAUGCGUGGGUGUAUACCAAGAAAGCUCCAUUGGGUGUUUGUGCAGGCAUUGGAGCUUGGAACUAUCCUAUUCAGAUUGCUUUGUGGAAGUCCGCCGCGUGCCUUGCUGCCGGUAACACCAUGGUGUACAAGCCUAGUGAAUUCACCCCCCUGCACGGUCUGACCCUUGCCGAAAUCUAUACCGAGGCUGGAAUCCCCGAUGGAGUCUUUAAUGUUAUCAACGGCGCUGGCGACGUUGGUGCAUACUUGACAAGCCACCCAAUCAUCGCCAAGGUCUCAUUCACCGGACAAGUCUCGACCGGUAUGAAGGUUGCUGGUGCAGCCAGCGGUCACAUGAAAUAUGUGACCAUGGAGCUGGGCGGAAAGAGUCCUCUGAUCGUCUGCCCGGAUGCCGAUCUCGAGAGCGCCGUCGAUGGAGCUAUGAUGGCCAACUUUUACAGCACCGGUCAGGUCUGCACAAACGGUACUCGGGUAUUCGUUCCCCGAUCCAUGAAGGCUGCGUUUGAGAAGCGUCUGUUGGAGAAGAUUCCAUUUGUGCGGGCUGGACCCCUCUUCGAUGAACAGACCAACUUUGGACCUUUAAGCUCGGCCCUUCACCGCGAGAAGGUCGUUUCUUAUAUUCGUCACGGUAUCGAGAAUGACCGUGCUACCCUUCUCUGCGGUGGUCCUGAGAAGCCUGAUGUUCCUCAAGACCUUCAGGCUGGAUACUGGGUCAAGCCAACUAUCUUCACUGAUUGCAAUGACUCAAUGAGCAUUGUGAAGGAGGAGAUCUUCGGACCUGUCAUGUCCUUACUAUACUACGAUACUGUUGAGGAGGCUGUGAAACGCGCCAACAACACUGAACUGGGUCUGGCCGCUGGAGUCUUCACCAAGGAUCUGAACCAGGCUCAUCGCAUUAUUGACCAGCUUCAAGCUGGUAUUACUUGGAUUAACACAUGGGGAGAGAGCCCAGCUGAGAUGGCUGUUGGUGGUUGGAAGAAGAGCGGUCUGGGUGUGGAGAAUGGUCGUCGCGGUAUUGAGGCUUGGCUGCAGAAUAAGAGCACUUUGGUGGAUAUGAGUGGUGCCGUUGCGACAGUCUUCGCCAAGCUGUGA
This is a messenger RNA of Penicillium malachiteum, 1494 nucleotides long. Its product is annotated as betaine-aldehyde dehydrogenase. Gene Ontology annotation, molecular function: aldehyde dehydrogenase (NAD+) activity. The coding region runs from base 1 to 1494 and encodes 497 amino acids. The transcript is spliced from 2 exons. The record is from RefSeq and is a predicted model, not a curated record. NCBI's taxonomy places the organism in Eukaryota, Fungi, Ascomycota, Eurotiomycetes, Eurotiales, Aspergillaceae.